Camelina sativa (false flax) is the source of this 1475-nucleotide messenger RNA. Its product is annotated as plant intracellular Ras-group-related LRR protein 7-like. Gene Ontology annotation, cellular component: cytoplasm. Lineage: Eukaryota; Viridiplantae; Streptophyta; Magnoliopsida; Brassicales; Brassicaceae. Gene Ontology annotation, molecular function: protein binding. The record is from RefSeq and is a predicted model, not a curated record.
AGCCUUGGGGCGUUGUGGAAAUCGUCGAGGAUCGAUGUAAGAGUUUGUAUUUGAGUUCUUUUAACCAACCGGUCUUCGUGUUUCCAAUUUAUAUUUUUUUUUUUGUUUUACCUAUAUACCCGCGAGAGAGAGAGGUAGAGAAAGACCUUGACCCUCACACCUAAACCUCAAAAACCAAAAUUCGUGAAAAGUUUUUGACCAAAAAAAGUCUGAUAUCUUUUUAGCAAUCAGAUUCCUUUUGAAACUUUCUGGGUUUGGAGAUUUUCUUCAAUCAUUUCUUAUUAUAAUAUAUUUUAUUGUAUAAUCAUCUAAUCUUUUAAAACAAAAUCUACUGCGACGACGAUCGGCGAAGAAUCACAAACAAAAUAAGAAUGGGGUGUUGCGCGAGCAAUACAGCUGGUGGUUCUAAGGCUAAUCGGAUCUCACGGUGGCGAUCCACCGGCAUUGUUGGUCUCCGCGACUCCAAAUUGAAGACAUUUCCGGAUGAAGUGAUUGAUAUGGAGAGAGCAGUGCGAACACUCGAUCUAACUCACAAUAAGAUCGCUGAUGUACCUGGAGAAAUCAGCAAGUUAAUCAAUAUGCAGCGUCUGUUAAUAGCUGAUAAUCUAGUUGAGCGCCUUCCAGGGAAUCUAGGGAAACUUCAAUCUCUCAAAGUUUUGAUGCUUGAUGGAAACCGCAUCAGCUGUUUGCCUGAUGAAUUGGGUCAGUUGGUACGGCUUGAACAACUAUCAAUCUCCAGAAAUAUGCUCAUAUACUUGCCUGAUACUAUUGGUAGUUUGCGCAAUCUAGUGCUGUUGAAUGUCUCGAAUAACAGAUUGAAAUCCCUUCCUGAAUCAGUGGGGAGUUGUGCUUCUUUAGAAGAAAUACAGGCUAAUGAUAACGUUGUUGAAGAGCUUCCUGCAUCACUCUGCAACCUGACUCAGUUAAAGUCGCUUUGCUUAGACAAUAAUCAAGUGAACCAGAUUCCAGAUGGGUUGCUGAUACAUUGCAAGAGUCUGCAAAAUCUUUCUUUGCAUAACAAUCCCAUUUCCAUGGAUCAGUUUCAGCUGAUGGAAGGAUACCAAGAAUUUGAAGAGAGGAGAAAGAAGAAAUUUGACAAGCAAAUCGAUUCGAAUGUGAUGAUGGGCUCUAAAGCACUUGAUGUAGGCGUUGAUAAAUGAAUCUUGUCUUCAACAUCUUCUUAGUUCGUUGGAUCGGUGAAUGAGGGUCAUCGAUUUGUGUAAGAUAUAUUGUUGUAAAACUCUCUAUCUCUCUUCUGGAAGAUUUAGAAUCUCUGUCACUGUAACUCUCAAAUUUUUAUGAACACACACAUACACAUUCACGCAUGUACGUACAUAAAUAUAUAUAUAUAUCAAGGCGUGUAUGUGUGUGUAUAUGUAUCUGUGUGCGUGUGUGUAUACAAAACAUAUAGGCAAAUCGAUUCUUGCCUUUUGCCCUAUUUACUGUUCUGUCUUUAAAACACACUAAUUUGAUCA